GGCCGCGGCUUUCCCUCUUAAAGCAGCGCGAGCGCGAGCCGCCGGCCGGGCGGACGGGGUGGAAGCAGCGCGGGUUGAACCAAGAGAAGAAACUCAAAAGUGUCCCAGUUAAAAUCAAAGGCCUGUGCAUUCUCUUGUUGGCUUCCAAAGAUUACUAACUUUUAUCUGUAACUUUAAAAUUGAGCUGCCUUGGCUGUCCUGCUACUCUUGUUGCUCCUUCCAUUGUUGCCUUGAGAAAAGUAAGCACCCAAAGACUAUCAAGAACUUUCAGACCUUCUUGAACAGUUCUUCCCGCUAUGAAACCCAAGCUAGAUGUGGUUAGCAUUAUUUUGCUCCCUGUCCACUUGUUAAUAUCCAUAUACAGCACCCUCGUAUUUAUUCCCUGGUAUUUUCUUACCAAUGCCAAGAAGAAAAGCACUAUGGCCAAACGACUAAAAGCUAAGCCCAUCUCGGACCAACCCGGAAGUCCAUAUCGCUCAGUCACCCACUUCGAGUCUCUAGCGGUCAUCGACAUCCCAGGAGCCGACACUUUGGACAAACUGUUCGAUCACGCAGUAUCCAAGUUUGGGGAAAAGGAUUGCCUUGGGACCAGGGAGCUGUUGAGCGAAGAGAAUGAAACGCAGCCCAACGGAAAAGUUUUUAAAAAGCUGAUCUUAGGAAACUAUAAAUGGAUGAACUACGUUGAAGUGAACAACAGAGUGAAUAACUUUGGUAGUGGACUUACAGCAUUAGGACUGAGACCAAAGAGCACUAUUGCUAUUUUCUGUGAAACCAGGGCGGAGUGGAUGAUCACAGCGCAGACCUGUUUUAAAUACAACUUUCCUCUUGUGACUUUGUAUGCCACCCUUGGUGAGGAGGCAGUGAUCCAUGGAUUGAAUGAAUCUGAGGCAUCCUACCUAAUUACCAGCGUUGAACUUCUAGAAAGUAAACUUAAGACUGCACUGUUGGAGAUCAGCAGUGUUAAGCAUAUCAUAUAUGUGGAUAACAAGACUAUCAACAAAUCAGAAUAUCCGAAAGGAUUCGAGAUUCAUAGCAUGCAAGCGGUGGAGGAGUUGGGAGCCCAGCCGGAAAACUCAAGUAUUCUUCCAAAUAGGCCUAUUCCCUCAGACAUGGCUGUAGUAAUGUAUACCAGUGGCUCAACUGGCCGCCCCAAAGGAGUGAUGAUGCAUCAUUGCAAUCUGAUAGCUGGAAUGACAGGCCAGUGUGAAAGGAUACCUGGCCUGGGGCCAAAGGAUACGUAUAUUGGUUAUUUGCCGUUGGCUCACGUCCUGGAAUUGACAGCGGAAAUAUCGUGCUUUACUUACGGCUGUAGGAUUGGAUAUUCUUCUCCACUCACCCUGUCUGACCAGUCCAGUAAAAUUAAAAAAGGAAGCAAAGGAGAUUGCAGCGUACUCAAACCUACACUUAUGGCAGCUGUACCUGAAAUCAUGGACAGAAUUUAUAAAACCGUUAUGAGUAAAGUCCAAGAGAUGAACUAUUUUCAGAAGACUCUGUUCAAGAUAGGCUACGACUAUAAACUGGAACAGAUCAAAAAAGGUUAUGAUGCACCUCUGUGUAAUCUGCUUCUAUUUAAAAAGGUUAAAGCAUUGUUAGGUGGGAACAUACGUAUGAUGCUGUCCGGAGGAGCCCCUCUUUCACCUCAAACCCACAGAUUUAUGAACGUCUGCUUCUGCUGCCCAAUUAGCCAGGGAUAUGGAUUAACAGAAUCAUGCGGUGCAGGAACAGUUACUGAAGUUACCGAUUAUAGCACUGGCAGAGUUGGAGCCCCUCUCAUAUGCUGUGAGAUUAAACUAAGAGACUGGCAAGAAGGAGGCUACACAACUCAAGACAAGCCAAAUCCCAGGGGUGAAAUUAUAAUCGGAGGGCAGAAUAUCUCCAUGGGCUAUUUUAAAAAUGAAGAGAAGACAGCAGAGGAUUACUUUGUGGAUGAAAAUGGGCAGAGGUGGUUUUGUACUGGAGAUAUUGGUGAAUUUCAUCCUGAUGGGUGUUUGCAAAUCAUAGAUCGGAAGAAAGAUUUAGUGAAGCUGCAAGCGGGAGAAUACGUAUCGCUUGGCAAAGUGGAGUCGGCCUUGAAGAACUGUCCACUUAUUGACAAUAUCUGUGCUUUUGCCAAAAGUGACCAGUCUUACGUGAUCAGUUUUGUGGUUCCGAAUAAAAAAAAACUGACGUUAUUAGCUCAGCAGAGGGGAGUCGAGGGAUCCUGGGUGGAUAUCUGUAACAACCCUACCAUGGAAGCAGAAAUACUGAAGGAGAUCAAAGAGGCCGCAAACACAAUGAAGUUGGAGCGAUUUGAAAUCCCAAUCAAGGUACGGUUGAGCCCUGAACCCUGGACCCCAGAAACCGGCUUAGUAACCGACGCUUUCAAAUUGAAAAGGAAAGAACUGAAAAUUCAUUACCUCAACGACAUCGAGAGAAUGUAUGGGGGCAAGUAAUGCUUUGGUGAGAAAGCUGGGCAUGAGGGGCCCCGGUCAGCCGUCAUUUCUAACGUUCGAAGCCUCCUAGGUGGAGAACAUCCUGCAAUAUAGGUCUGAAGACUCGUAAGAUAGCAAAACUGAAAACAAAACUUGAUUAAAAUAGCUGUUGGAACGCCUUUCAACUUUGUGGUCUCGCAUUGUUCAAGUGAAGCUGAAAUUGGAAAAAAUAUUUUCUUCUGAAUCCUGUAUUGAACUCAAAGUCCUCCUCCCACCCCACAUGUGAGUUAGAACAAAAAUAGCAUUUUCCCUUUUGGUGUCUGUGGGUCCCUAAGAGGGGAAAAAAUGUAAUGGCAAAUGGAGGUGUGAGGCAUUUCAGGGUGUAUGCAGCUUCAAGAAGGGGAUUCCAAAACCAAGUAUCAAGCAUGUUCCUGCUUCACAAGACACUCGGCCACGUUUAGCAUUUGCCAGUCCACCGUCACCAAAUAAACCGAAUCCGGGGGUUUCCAGAGUUCUCUUUCAAGUAUUUAUUUUGGCGGGCAAAAUCACUGUUAUUUAGGAAUAUAGCCUGCAAAUUCAAAUGAAUUUCCUUUAUUCUUAGAAGCAGAAUGGAUGUGUAGAGCUAGGCCAGGGAUUGGAUCCUCUGCCUUAGCGCAGGCCUGUGUCUAUUAGCAGUCCCUAAAAGGGAAUAUUUUCUAAACCUGCUGAAUUUGCCCGGGAGAGCCAAAACGCUUUAUUGAAACUGCAAUCCCAAAUGAAUACCUUUGAUUUUUUUUGUAGCCUUAAAUGACAAGAACAUUUGUAAAGGUUCCCUAGCCCAUCAGGAUAAGUUUUCACUUUACAACCUGAGAUCAAAAUUGAAAUGAUCCUCCUCUAGAUUCUCAGCUCACUGAGGGCAGGGAACGUGUCUGUCAAUUCUCUCUCACUCUCCCAAGUGCUUAGUAUAGUGCUGUGCACAUGGUAAGCUCUGAAUAUACACCAUUGAUUGGUACAACCAAAAAUUGGAGUAAGGAGUUGUUUCCCCACCCCUUCCUCUUUUCCCCUCUCCUACCAGAGUUGGUAUCAUCACAUGCAUCUUAAAAAGAAGUUUGGAAAGAGAAAUGAACCUUUCAUUUGUCUCGGCAAACAAGUAAAUGGAGGAUUUGAUUUUUAAAAUAUAGCCAUUUUAAAAUAUAUUUAUUCUUGGCCGAAUUUGAAUGGCUAUUUCGUAUUGCCGAUUGGGGUUCUUAAUCUCUUGCAUUUUAGAAAGCAUUCCAGUUCACCUAAUUCCACUAAAGCAGGUUACAGUGAACAACCUUCCCAGUACCUUGUCUUUUUAAUUUUAUAUUUUUAAUCUACAGGUUUUGGCUAGGUUGUAGAAGUUGGUUUUUCCAGGGGAAGGCCUUGCUGUCGUGAAAGCUCUUUUCCUGUUAUGCAACUGUUCGAAACUGGAAAUUCUACACAUGUCGGGUGGGAGGUGGGGGGGGGGGGGGUCUGAUCAGGGGGCUUGAUUUGUGUGCAGUAAUUUGUAAUGUAUAUUUUUAAAAUCUGUAGUUAAAACUACAGGCUAGCUGUUCACAAGGGAACCGUGAUGACUGUAAAGAGUGAAAAAUGCUUAAUACCAUUCUACUUUGCACUUUUCUUAAUCAUUUGAUAGGUGUGUUUGCUUCAAUUGCUUUGUACAGCUCUGGGCCUCCCUUGCAGGAGACUAGACUUUCCUUGCUCUGAAAUAUUUAUGAAGAAAAAAUAGAUUAUUCUAUUCAUUAAUAUUUAAAUGUUAUGUAUAUGAUGGUUAAAAAGGAAAACAAUCGGGUAUUGUCAUUGUCAACAGGAAUGAAGGUUUUUGUAAAGAUUAUCUGUGCAGUAUUCAGCAGGGUAAAAUUCUAGGCAAGUUUUUCCUGCGUGUGUGUGCUGUGUGUGUGUAGACAGUCUCCCCCCCCCCCCCCAACUUAUAAUCUUCCCUCCCUUUAACCGUCUCCUAAGUAUGAAAAUAAACCAUCAUUAACAAGUGGACAGAUAGCCAAUCUUGACCGUAAAACAUGGGCAAAUGCUUGCUUUUCCUCAAGGGACCAUUUUCUUAACCUUUUGAAGAUGUGAUUUCUUUUUGUUAUUUUGGAAGGCAAGCUUUCGGCAAACACUACACACAUGCGUGGGUAUGCACAUGAAUGUGUAUGUGUUGGUGAACACGUUUUAUUUUCCAUCUGUUUCUUUCUGUUUUUAUUUUGGAUCUCUCCUCCUCCUUGCCUUCCUUAAUGCUAACACACUGCCAACUGCUAUUGUGUAAAAGCUCCGGAAAAGUGAAUACAAAAAACACUGGCUGCGGGCUGCUAGUUUUCUGAAAAUCCAGAUAGCAUUAAGGGACCAAAAGAUGCCACUGCCCCUCUCUUUCCUUUUCUAGAUCCAUCCACCUGUUUACAUACCUGGGGACUCUCUUUUUCCACUUAUUAGUGACUUUUUAAAUGAUUGGAUCUCUUGGCAUUUGGGUCCUGAUGUUUUCCUCCUUGUUAAAACUACUCACUGUUCAGUGUUUUUUCAGACCAUGUCUACCAUCACAGAUGCUAUAAUUUUUAAAAAAUGUACUGUGGCUUAGUCUCCUCUUUCAAUUUCUUACACUGUAUACCGGAAUUGUAUCCCCUUGGCUCCUUUAACCCCUUGAUAGUAUUAAAUCUUUUUUUUUUUUUGUCUGUGGAAUUAAAACAAGAUCUCCACUGUACAUGGAAGUAUGACUGCAUGUUAUAGGUAUGAUCUGUCAGAGCUGAACUAGAGUUGAAUGGUUGAAGAACUGCUUGAGAGAGUAAAGGGUCUUUCCACCACUUGCAGAAUGUUUUUUUGAUCACAGAUAGGACACUUUGCCUCUAUUUUCUUGGUAGUGCGUGUAAAGUGUUGCUGAAUAAAUAAAAUGGGAACAGGGAAAGGA
Molecule: messenger RNA, 5307 nt
Organism: Tachyglossus aculeatus (Australian echidna)
Lineage: Eukaryota; Metazoa; Chordata; Mammalia; Monotremata; Tachyglossidae
Gene: ACSL4
Product: acyl-CoA synthetase long chain family member 4
Exons: 16
Coding region: 297-2432 (711 amino acids)
Biological process (GO): long-chain fatty acid metabolic process; long-chain fatty-acyl-CoA metabolic process; neuron differentiation
Cellular component (GO): lipid droplet; plasma membrane; endoplasmic reticulum
Molecular function (GO): arachidonate-CoA ligase activity
Source: RefSeq, a predicted model, not a curated record